AUGGAUCAUCCGGAAGGCAAUGGGAAGAGCACUUUACCGCUGGCAAUUUUGAACCUGGUGUCUUAUCGAGGUUCUAUAAAGAUUGACGGGCGGGAAGUGCGUGACAUCCCGCCCGAUGUUUUGAAGAGGAGGAUCACCGUCGUCACGGAACGUCCUAUCUUGAUUCCUGGAACGGUUCGUCAGAACCUUCUGCCCGAGGAAUUUAUCGUGGACCCUGAAGACCCUGAGCCGGCGAUGAUUGCGCUUGAGCAUAUUUUGGGCCGCCUUGAGCUCUGGGAUACGCUCAUAGAACAGGGUGGCAUGACAACUGACAUAUCCAAGAUUGUCUUUUCCGAAGACCAGUGGCAGAGAUUCUCGCUAGCGCAGGCGUUGACCACACAUCUGUACCAGCAAAACAAGAUUGUCAUUGUCAAUAAUGUGACGAGUCAUGUCAACGAGGCAUCACGAGCAGUUAUGCAAGAGGUCAUGAAUGAAAGCUUUGGCAAGUGCACACGGAUUAUCACUGGUCACAUGCCUUCAGCGGUACGAGGUGCUCAUAUACUUUAUCUGGUAAGGAAUAGGCGCGUCAUUCCCCAUGAGGAGGUAAUAGCAGCGGCAAAUAAUGCAGCCUCAUCGUCUGGGGGCUCUGCACCGAAUCAGCCGCCUCCAGCGCCUGGUCAGGCAUCCGGUUCAACACCACGACAGAAAAAGCAGACUCAUCAGCAGCCGCAAGCCGAAGCUUCGGGAUCACAACCUCGACAGUCAACAGAAGCGUCUGGUUCACGCACCCAGCAGACUCAUGCACCUGCGGAAGCAUCUGGCUCUGGAUCACGGGCUGCUCAACCGACUACUUCCUCAAGUACCGAGCACCCUACGACAUUGUCAUCAUCGUCUUCUGGAACUACAUCGCGGGCUCGUCGACCUGCACCACAGCCGCAAGGGUCUGCGCGCGGCAAACAACCGCAAUACGAUCAGCGGCCACCGGCGGCGACCUACCGACAGCCUGUCCCACUGGCUUUCCACAAUCCACCGCCACCGAGAACUACAGCAGAGACGAAUCAGCCCCCAUCAAAAUAUUAUGAGAAGCUGAGGGCAAUGCGCGUGGUGCCUCCGGCUCCAGCAGGUUAUCCUGCAUCCGCAACAGCGCAGCCUCGCCAACCGCAGUCGAGGGGACCUUCGAAAGAAGACAUGGAGAUGAUCAAAGAGUUUCUAGCUUUUGUCCAGAAACCAGGGCGGCGGGACAUGAGCCUUGACGAGUAUCUAGAUCUUCGGCGGCAUGACCCUAGAGCUCAGCAUGCUCGACGAUGGGGACCAAACUCCAGAUGA
[Torrubiella] hemipterigena is the source of this 1305-nucleotide messenger RNA. NCBI's taxonomy places the organism in Eukaryota, Fungi, Ascomycota, Sordariomycetes, Hypocreales, Clavicipitaceae. The record is from the annotation of a GenBank genome assembly.